Molecule: messenger RNA, 1990 nt
Organism: Microdochium trichocladiopsis
Lineage: Eukaryota; Fungi; Ascomycota; Sordariomycetes; Xylariales; Microdochiaceae
Exons: 2
Coding region: 477-1805 (442 amino acids)
Source: RefSeq, a predicted model, not a curated record
ACAUCAAUCGGGCAGAAAACGACGUAAGUCUACGCAAACAUACCAGCACCCCUAUCGUCAUCGAUGACGAUGAUGAUGAUGAUGAUGAUAUUAGCUAUGUGCUUCGUACAUCGCCCAAAUGGCUGAACAAUGGUCUACAGACACACUCACCCCUACUAUCUUUACCACGACUGACAGGCGAGGAUGAUUCUGAACACGAAGCCGAGGCUCCCUCCCCAACGAUCGCCGCUCAAGCGCGACGGCGCGUCACAUUUGGGGAUGAUGUGUCCGAUGAACCUGUGGAAGACUGGAGCCGGUCGCCCCAUGUCCCAGAAUCACCAACGAUCUCGCGGGGCACACGCAAGAACCUCGUCGCCAAGGGAAGCCUGAAGAGGACAUCGCCCGCUAAGGGCAAGCCAGCGAAGCCCAAGAGAAUACCCGUUGUUUCUUUCACGAUAUCUGACGACGAGGAAGACUCGGUUGCAUCUGUCGACGGGAUGCCCAAUGUCGUCGAGCGUGGCACGCCAAUCGAGAUUAAAGAUUCCGAUGAACAUCUUGUGGCUGGGCGUGGUGCUUUAUCGACGACGACGCAAAUUCUGCCGCCCAACCGCCCCUCUUUCAACCAGGCUGCUCUUUCAGAUCGGCGGCCAUAUGCAUCGCAGCCUGUACCGUCUGCAUACGCAAGACCGCGGAUUGUCACUCCGAUCCCACCACCUGUGAUUCCCACCAGCAGCACUUCCUCUGUGUACCUGAGCCGGCCGAAUGUCAUUGAGAUCGAGAGCUCGGUGUCGUCUGACUCUAAGGAGGACAGCGACGUCGUGGUGAUCUCCAAGUCAGAGGCAAUUGCACCGAUGCAGGCCAGCCCUCCGCCAGAGCUGCCGCCUUUGAUCCCACUUGAGGUGAAAGCAGCAGCACCGUCUCCCCUCUCAUCUCCCUCACCAGCACCGGCACAGGGGCAACACAUGACUCAAGAUAAUCGCGAACUUGAAAGUCGUGACGACGAGCCACAAGAGAAGCAUUGUGACUCACCAGAGCACUACAACGAGCCACUCCUUCCUCCCGCGGCGUCGAGCUUCGGGCAAAAAGAGCCGCAAGUGGCUACAGAACCCCAGCCAGCUCAGCAAAGCCCCGAGCCAACAAGGAAGAAGGCCAAGCGAGGUAAAAAGCGGCGGAGAUCCAGCAUGUUCGCGGAGCAGGCGGCCCCGGACGUCAGCGUUGGCGUCGGCGUCCGGCUCGAUCGCGCCAUGAUCAUGGCGCGUAAACAGUUCCUCUCAUCGCUCUCACGCUUCCACGGGCAGAGAGCGGUGAGCGACCAGGCAGUGUACAGAGCCGAGCACCACGGCCUGAGCAAGAAGGCGCAGAAGAAACGGCGCAGGUCUAGUCAGCAGCAAGAGCCUCUUGGAGGUUCGUUCCAUCUGGCAGGCAAUACGUCCUCCCUGGCCCGUGGCGAGAAACGGCGGCAUCACGAUGAUGCUGAUGAGGGCCAAGACGACGGCAUCAAUGGACGAAUCACGCCCGCUGCUGACACGAGCUAUUUCUGCACGCGCACCAUGCUCGCCGAUGCUGCCGCACAGCUGGCCAGCAGCCACUCGCCGCACAAGCUGAAGAACAAGAAGCGCAAGCUGAGCCACGACGACGACGACUACGACGACGCCAGUGUUCAAGAUGAUGCAAAGUUCAGCAUCACACGAGGAAACGGCCUGCCGCCACAGUCGUCAUCCUCGGCCACGAACAACAACAACAACAUCCCGAGCAGCAGCCACCCGUCGCUGAUCUCGCCGCCGACGACCUCGCGACCGUCUAGUGCUGGGUCGCGCGGGGUAUAGCUUGAAACGGUUUUUUCCCCUUGCAUUUCAAGGAGGUGAUGAGUGUGGGGGGGUUUCCGCUGGCACGGCUAAGCGUCUUUUUGGCAAACGCCUGCGACAGGCAGUUGUUGGUUGUCUGGCAAUCGCUCUGUUUGGAUGGUACCACAGAGAUUCAAAACGAGGUUUUGUUGCAAAGAGCGGCGUCC